AUAACUCUCCACCAAAAAAAGCCUAUCCUUUUCACCCUUCAGCUCUCACACUUGCAGAAGGGGAGCAAGCGGCUCUGGUGUGUUGGGGGUCCUUGUGAGCUGGGAUUGCUUUCUGUUCAAAAAUGGCGUGCAGGCUUGCAAAUUCUGCGUUCCUCACAACGGGACCCCAUCAGAACCCAAUUCAGAGGCAAAGAAUCGGAACCCAUUACUCUUCAGGAAUCUGCUAUCUGAGAUUGGACGGCGCUCUCCGAAAGGGAAUCAAAAGGCAGCAAUGUUCGAGUCGUAGAAAUUGGACGGCGGUUGUGCAGGCGGUUGCCGUUCCAGUUGCGCCGCCUCCGGAAGCUGGCAGUGCCGAGUACAGAAAACAAUUGGCUGAAAGUUAUGGGUUCAAACAGAUUGGAGAGCCGCUUCCGGAUAACGUUACGCUGAAGGAUGUCGUCGAGACCCUUCCGAAGAAGGUGUUUGAGAUUGAUGAUGUGAAAGCAUGGAAGUCAGUUCUAAUAUCUGCAACUUCCUAUGCAUUGGGGCUCUUUAUGAUUUCGAAAGCCCCAUGGUAUCUACUUCCUCUGGCUUGGGCAUGGACAGGGACUGCAGUUACUGGGUUUUUUGUUAUAGGUCAUGAUUGUGCGCACAAAUCAUUCUCAAAAAACAAAUUACUGGAAGACAUCGUUGGAACGCUGGCCUUUCUGCCGUUGAUAUACCCAUACGAACCAUGGCGGUUUAAGCAUGAUCGUCAUCAUGCAAAAACAAACAUGUUGGUGGAGGAUACAGCUUGGCAGCCUGUUUCUAAAGACGAGUUUGAUUCAUCUGCUAUUUUUCGCCAGGCAAUCAUUUAUGGAUAUGGCCCACUUCGGCCUUGGAUGUCAAUAGCUCAUUGGAUGAUCGUCCACUUCAAUUUGAACAUGUUCAGACCAAGUGAAUUGAAAAGGGUGAAGAUAAGUUUGGCUUGUGUUUUUGCGUUUAUGGGGAUUGGCUGGCCAUUGAUCGUGUACAAGGCAGGGAUCUUGGGAUGGAUAAAGUUUUGGCUGAUGCCAUUUUUGGGAUAUCACUUUUGGAUGAGCACAUUCACAAUGGUACACCAUACUGCGCCGCAUAUACCUUUCAAAACUGCAGAUGAGUGGAAUGCUGCUCAGGCUCAACUUAAUGGAACAGUGCAUUGUGAUUACCCCGGAUGGAUCGAGACCCUCUGCCAUGAUAUCAAUGUCCAUAUACCACACCACAUAUCUCCAAGGAUUCCAAGUUAUAACCUACGUGCAGCUCACAAGUCUCUUCAAGAAAACUGGGGAAAGUAUAUGAACGAGGCUACAUGGAAUUGGCGUUUGAUGAAGACGAUACUGACGGUAUGCCAUGUUUACGACAAGGACGAGAAUUACGUUGCAUUUGACAAACUUGCCCCUGGAAUCGAGUCUCAUCCAAUUAAGUUCCUUAAAAAAGCAAUGCCCGAUUAUGCUUGAUCUACUUGUGUGCUUCGUAGGGUCACAUCCGUUUUGGUGCUUAUCUCUUACCUUUUCCUUUUGGGUCAAGAUAGGUAUGCUAUCCCAAUUUUUCUACAUGUUAUUGCUUAUGCUUACACUCCUUUUUAGAAUUUUUUUUAUAUUAUAAAUGGAGAAUCGAUUGACAGAAAUUUCCCGGAA
This is a messenger RNA of Pyrus x bretschneideri (Chinese white pear), 1634 nucleotides long. Its product is annotated as omega-6 fatty acid desaturase, chloroplastic. Gene Ontology annotation, molecular function: oxidoreductase activity. The coding region runs from base 123 to 1454 and encodes 443 amino acids. The record is from RefSeq and is a predicted model, not a curated record. Gene Ontology annotation, biological process: lipid metabolic process. The transcript has 9 exons. Lineage: Eukaryota; Viridiplantae; Streptophyta; Magnoliopsida; Rosales; Rosaceae.